AUGUUGAAUAGCUUUAGUAGAGUAGGAUAUAGACUAUCAAACAAUAUAAUAUAUAGAUCAAUGAGCAGUACAAAUAGCAAAGGCAGAGUAGAGCAGAUCAUUGAGAAUAAGCUUAGAGAUAGUUUCUCACCUUCACAUUUAGAGGUUUUAAAUGAGAGUUACAUGCAUAGCGUUCCUAAAGGCUCAGAGACUCAUUUCAAAGUAGUCGUUGUUUCUGAUAUGUUUAAAGGAAAAUCACUUAUCGAACAACAUAGAAUGGUGAACAACACACUCUCUGAGCAAUUGAGCUCUGGUGUACAUGCUCUUAGUGUGAAAACAGCGACUGUAGAAUCUUGGGCAAAGAAUUCUAGUGUACAGCCCUCGCCAUCAUGCCUGGGUGGCAUGAAAAAUGAAAAAAAAUAA
Heterostelium album PN500 is the source of this 402-nucleotide messenger RNA. Its product is annotated as BolA family protein. NCBI's taxonomy places the organism in Eukaryota, Evosea, Eumycetozoa, Acytosteliales, Acytosteliaceae. Gene Ontology annotation, cellular component: mitochondrion. Bases 1 to 402 code for a protein of 133 amino acids. The record is from RefSeq and is a predicted model, not a curated record. The transcript is spliced from 2 exons.